GCCUAUACUUCCGGAAAGAAAAAUUCCUGAUCAUUUUCUUAUUUUUAUGAAUAACAUGCUAAAUUUACCGAUUACAUUUGGCUGAUACUACCUUCUCCAUACUGAGCGUAUUUUAAAGUAUUUCUACUGGCUGGAAGAUAACCUGUUAAGUGUUCACUCGUACAAAAAUGCAUGGAAGAAUAAAGGUCAAAACUACAGCAGAACAGCAGGAAGCAAAGAGAAAAGAAAGAGAGAAAAAGUUGAAACUUUACAAUGCUGGCACUAAAGCUGCAUUUAAAAAGAGAGGAAAUGGAGAAUAUGAUGAAGAGGGCUUGAAGAUAACAGGAGAAAUUCUUGCUGUUAACCCUGACUUCUAUACACUAUGGAACUUUAGAAAAGAAAUAUUUGUUCAUUUUCUUCAAACUAGAGAAACAGAUGAGGUUCAGAAGAUAAUGGAUAGUGAAUUAUAUUUUCUGGAGAGUUGUUUAAAGGUAAAUCCUAAAUCCUAUGGUACCUGGCACCACAGAACUUUUAUUAUGGAGAACAUGCCUAAACCAGACUGGGAUAGAGAAUUACAACUGUGCAAUACUUUCUUAGAUUAUGAUGAAAGAAACUUCCAUUGUUGGGAUUACAGACGUUUCGUUGUAAUGAUGGCAGAAGUUAGCCUGGAUGAUGAAUUAGGUUUUACUACACAAAAGAUAACCACAAAUUUCUCUAACUAUUCAUCCUGGCAUUACAGAAGUAAACUUUUACCCAUGUUACAUCCUGAUCCUACACAACCAGCAUGGGUACAAGAAGAUGUCAUUUUAAAAGAAUUUGAAAUAGUUCAAAAUGCAGUAUUCACAGAUCCUGAUGACCAAAGUGCUUGGUUUUAUCACAGAUGGCUUUUAGGCAGAGGCAAGAAAAAGCAGCAGAUAAGUUGUAUUCAUGCUUCCAGAAAGACAAAACAAAUAACUGUGUUAUUAACAAGACCAAUUAUGGUUGGAAGAGGGAACAGUUUAAUACUAAGUAUACAUGGAAAAUCUGUAGCCGGACAAUGGAAAACCCCAACAGGAAGUUCUUCAUUUAGUGUACUAUGGAUAAAAGAUUUAACAGAAAGUAUACCAGAAGAGAAAGAGGUUUCUGUAUCAGUAACACUAAUACCUGAUAUAGAUAAAGAUACCCAGUUUUCUCAAGGACUACAGAUAGAUGCAGACCAAGAAGAGGCUUGGGUAAUGGCAGACUUUAAAUCAGGAUCACGCUUUAGUAAUGAAUUGAGUGCUGCUACAAGUUCAACGUUAGAAACUGAAUUAGAAUCCAUUAAAGAAUUACACGGUGUAGAACCAGAUAAUAAAUGGGUACUUCUUACAAUGUUUUCACUGAUGAUGGCUAUAGAUAGAACACAUUCCAUGUACAAGUUAGAAAUAAGAGAAUGCAUAGACCAAUUGAUACAAGUUGAUCUCAAGAGAGAGGCUUAUUACAGAGAUACAAAAAGCAAAUUCAUCCUGCAGAGUAUACUAGAAACUCAGGACAAAAAUGUCAGAGAAAUGUCCCUGAAAGAUGAAGGACUUACUGCACUUUAUCACACUGAAUGGAUGUUGCUGUUAACCUCAAUUGAUCUUUCCAAUAAUGCUUUGUCCACAGUCAGGUUACUUUCAAAUCUUAGGUGCCUUAAGAGUUUAUGUCUAGAUAACAACCAUUUAAAAGAUUUGGAUGGAUUACAACACUGUCACCAGUUAUGUGAAUUAUCAGUUAAAAUAAAUGAAUUGAAUAGUGCAGAAGAUUUAUAUAUUCUAGAGAACAACAAAUGUUUAGUGAAGAUUAAUGUCUAUGGAAAUCCUUUGUGUCGUUACAAAGACCACACUACAAAGAUCAAAAGAAAAAUUCCUUCCCUGCUUUCUAUAGAUGAUAAUAAAUGUACAUCAGCACCAUCAUAGUAUAAAGUAUUCUAUACAUAAGUAAAUAAUUCAUGAAAGAAAUAUUCUGUAACUUGCAAGGGUUUAUUUAGGACUAUUCAAGGAAAAAUGUAUGGGAGGGUUGGAGACCACAUAAUAUUUUUUUCGGGAUAAUAAGGGUUGAAGCAAAUACAAUUCGGUUUACAAAUGAAAAUAAAAAUUAUGGGUGGUUGGGUAUAAAAAGAGUUUUUUUCUUUCCCCUCCUACAUUUUUUCCUGGAAUAGCCCUCUACCAGAAUUAAGUCAUUCACACAUUAUGUUCUGUUUUUCGAACUAUUUUAUUUUGAAACUGAUUUAUGUUAGGUAUUGUUAUUUAAUUUUUUUUUAUUUAUUUAUACAUUUAUAGUAUUAUUACUGUUUUCAAUGUAGUUAAACAAUGCAAGAUCCAAUAAAAUUUAAGAAAUAAACAUAAUUUAUGCUAUUUGUGUGUGUCUAAAAUAUUGGCUAUACACAAACAGAUAGUACAUGUAUCAUCUAUUUCUGGCUAAAAUUUACACAUGUCAAAUUUACACAUGUGAUGUUAUUGCUAGAUUUAAGCACCAUCCAUGGAAAAUAAGUAAAAAAAAAAACACUGUAUGAAAUGUAUGAAAGUGUAUGUUAAGACCCUUUUUGAGAGAUGUAGACUUGAUAUGGAAAACAGAACAUUACUUUGAAUGGCCUUUGCAAUAUUGAUUUUACCAUAUAUUACCACAAAAAUUGUUCAGAGAAAUUAAUUGGACUUAAGUUUAUAACCUUCCAUAGUUUAUUUCCAUGAAUUGCACAGUUGAUUAUUAUUAAUUCCUGUAUAAGUAUUGAUUAUUAUUAAUUCCUGUAUAAGUAUUGAUUAUUAUUAAUUCCUGUAUAAGUAUUUAAUGUAUUGUUGGCUAUUAUAUUAACAAAAGAAUUAAGGUUGUUUUUACUUAGUCGAUCGUUAAGUAAGUGUUAUAUCAUCUAUGCAUCCAGUCAAUGUUAUGAAUAAUAAGCAUUCAUUGAGUAAAUUUGAUUUUCAUUGGCAAGAGUCCUUAUCUAUAUAAAUAAAGAUGGUCUACUAUACAGCAGUUCAGCUCAAUCAUUAAUUAUUAUCUUAUUCCAUCUUGCAUGAAAACAGGAUCUGAUAAAAUGAUUUUUGUUUUUUUGUGCAGAACAAAGUUGUAAUAAUGUUGCAGCUUUUAAUGUAGCUUCUUUAUGAUCAUCUACAAAUCCAAAGUAAUGCUUUUAUUUUCACUCAGGAGCAAUACAGUUUUCAAAUUAUGUAUCAGUUUUCCUAUGUCUUUCAACUUAUAAAAAACUCAGACCCAAAUAGCUCACAUAUUUAGAAUAAUACAUAAUCAAGGAAAGUGUUUCAGUUGAUAUUAUGCGGAUACAUCUUACAGAACUGAAUAUGCAUGACAUUUUUGCCACUGGAUAUUAAAACUAUGACCAGGACCUUUCUCAUCUCUCUCACUGAACUUAGUUUGAAAGACGGAGUUUUUCGUUCUUUCUUGUAGAAUUAUUGUCACAAUCUAUAUUUUCUGUUUUAAAACAAGAAAAGAAUUUAAAUCCUUGUUGUUAGCUUUUACAUCUAAGCUUUAUCGAUAGAGAAGUUUCUGUCAUCCAUAUAUGUAGUCUUAACAAGCUGCAGAUUUUUGGACACAAUGGCAAUGUAAUAACUUAUUUAUCACAUAUAAUAGUUUAUUUAGAUUUGAAUUGUGUACCAAUUUUAUGUUUUUUCAAUAUCAAUAUUUUAAAUUAGUCAGUAUAUUUAUCAUGUGCAGAAUAUAUAUAGCUAUGGCCUUAAAUAGAUAAGAAAAGUGAGUGCUUAAGCUGACCUGAAGGAAAGCUUCUGUUAUUUACAUUAGGACUAUGAAUAACAAGCAACCAAGCUUUUUAUUCUGUGUAUAUAUAUGCGAUCAUUCGUCAGAACCAUAAUUCUCCUAUAGUUGAAAUAAACGUAGAUUAGUUUUAUUUAUUUGACAUUGUGAAAAAUCAAUGAAAAAAACUUAAGAAGCUAAAAACAGCACAAGUCAAUAACAUUACAAAUCAUUCAUUCAAUAUUAAUACAUAUUAAUUGUAUGUACAUUUUCUGAUUUGGAAUGGAAAUAAUUCAUGCAAAUUGAUCACAUGAUACAUGUACCAUAGUUAGUUUUGAAAGUUACCAUGAGAGUGCCUUUUUGCAGAAAUUAAAACCCUUGUCAUGCUCUUGAUAAAAGUUAAAUAUAAAGAUAAGACCUAUUCACGGUAAUCUCUCAAACAAAUCAUGUAUGAGUUAUUGAAUUAUUUUAUUCAUGUAAAUAUGUCAACUCAUUGAAUAUGACUUCAGAAAGUUGGUUUUGAAGGAUUUUGUAUGAAAUUUAUUAUAUUUAACAAGAACAUCAGAAUCAAUGAGUACAAUAUAGUUCAAAUAUGAUAUUUUACCAGAAUGAGUAUUUUUGUCUCGCCUUGAUGGAGUAAAAAAAAAGGUGAAACAUAGGUAUGCUGUUUCCAGCGUUGGUGUCGUCGUCAUCAAUGUAUUGGUUUGCAAUUAGGUCAGUUUAUUGGGAACCACUAGUGGUAGGUCCAUGAUAUUUAGUAUGCAGUUGAAUUAGCACUUGCACAUCUCAUUUCCAUGGAGAUUAUUUGACCCUGCCCCCUCAGUCAUAGUCUAUUGAUUUUGAAACUUUUGCUUAGUUUACAUGUAUUAGUUUGUGAUUAGGUCAGUUUAUGGGGAACCACUAGUGGUAGGUCAAUGAUAUUUAGUAUGCAGUUGAAUUAGCACUUGCACAUCUCAUUUCCAUGGAGAUUAUUUGACCCUGCCCCCUCAGUCAUAGUCUAUUGAUUUUGAAACUUUUGCUUAGUUUACAUGUAUUAGUUUGUGAUUAGGUCAGUUUAUGGGGAACCACUAGUGGUAGGUCCAUGAUAUUUAGUAUGCAGUUGAAUUAGCACUUGCACAUCUCAUUUCCAUGGAGAUUAUUUGACCCUGCCCCCUCAGUCAUAGUCUAUUGAUUUUGAAACUUUUGCUUAGUUUACAUGUAUUAGUUUGUGAUUAGGUCAGUUUAUGGGGAACCACUAGUGGUAGGUCAAUGAUAUUUAACAUGCAGUUGUAUUAGCACUGGCACAUCUCAUUUCCAUGGAGAUUAUUUGACUUUGAAACUUUUGUUUAGUUUACAUGUAUUAGUUUGUGUUAGGUCAGUUCAUGGGGAACCACUAGUGGUAGGUCAAUGAUAUUUGGUAUGCAUAUGUAUUAGCAUUAGCAUAUCUCAUUUCCAUGGAGAUUGUUUGGCCCUGUACCUUCAGUCAUGGUUCAUUGACUUUGAAUAUUUUGCAUAACUUACAUGUUAAAGUAUUGCUAUUUUAAUUUCAACAUAUGCAUUUUACUCUCAAAAUAACAAAAAGGCGAGACACAUCUCUGUGUUAACAUUUAAUUAUAGGUAACACAGCUGGUGUUAAUUAAAUGAUUUCUGGCUACUCUAAUAUUUUCUUUUAUGCAGGUGUGUUCCUGAAAAUGUUUUUUUUUGUCACUGUUGAUAGAAAAUGACCUUAGACUUAGUCUUGGAAGUAAUUUUUCACUCAAUUAUGUAAUAAAUAAAUGAAAGUUAUUGUAUGUAAUGGUUGGAUAUAUUUUAUUUUGAUUUCAUUUUGAAACUUAAGGAGGUUCACUACUCAGUUUCAAAAUAACAAGCUUUUCAUAACACUAGUAUAUAUUGAUAGGGCAUUAAUAAAGGAACCAAAAAAGCAAAAAAUAUAUAUAGGUCAAUUUGCUUGUUUUCGAGAUAUUAGCCAUUGAAAUUUUGGUGGGAAAAUGUUCUCUCUUGAUGUUUCAUAGCUUUAUCAUUGACAAGUUUAAGUUCUCAAAAACUAUUUAAAAAUAACAAAGAUUUUAUGAGACUUUUACAGAUGGCUUAUAAUUAUACAUGUAAAGAUUUAUAAAAAGAAAAAUGGGGGUCAAUGGGCAAAAAUGUGUAAGGCAUUCAAAUGGAUAAAACCAGGGGAUUCUGAAAAUCUGGGCGCUGACUGACCUAAGGGGGGCUCCAGUCAUGCUUCAGUGAUUCCCUAUAUAAUCAACCAAAUUUUUCCCACAAAAGGGGGGGGGGGGUGCAGGGCCCCCCCGCUGGAUCCUCCUAUGCAUCCUUAAGUUAAAGGGGUUUAUUUGCAGCCCUUACUACACAUAUUCCUUUGCUUUACAUUCAUUUUUUUUAAUCAUGACAAUUUUUUUUAUCCAUUAUUGUUUAUACAACCAAAUACUCAAAACAUUAAAGAUGUUUUAUAGUGAAGACAAUGUUCUUAUAGAAAUUGAACUCUGAAUUUCUGCGUCGGUACUUAACUAUCAGUUUAUACAACCACAAAAAAAGGUGGACUUAUUUCACUGAAAAUCUUAAAAGGCCUACAAUGCUAAUAACUUUCAUCCCUGGUUUCUAUAUAAAACGUUUUUUUUUUUAUUUUCAUAUGUAUUGUUUGGAAUAACUUAAUUUUCCUCUCUUACUAACUAUUUUUAUUCUCUUACUAACUAUUUUUAAAUUAUGACCUGUGCACCUUAUUUUUACCUAUUGCCAGAGGUUUUUUUUUCCAAAAUGAAGUGCAAACAAAACCUUUGUCAGCUCAUUUUUUCACAUUACGUGAUAAAUGUUAGUGGUGAAAGAGUACAAUGAUUGAAUAAUUGAUAUUUUACGCUUCUACAUUUAAUGGAUUGUACAAGUCAGUUUAAAGAAUAUAUCAAUUAUAAAAAAUGGUUUUAUAUAGAAACCAGGCUUUUGUAACUAUUUAAGAUUAAGGGGAAAAUAGAUAUUGAAUCACUUGGAUGCUUGCUGUACUUUGUUCCUGCUAGUCAGUUUGAUUUUGAUACAAAAAUAUAAAAUAUUGUAUGUUGCAUUGAAAUUUAUCAUCAUGUUUGAUGUGAAUUUAGUAUUUUCGAGGUACUGGUAUAUUAAUUUAGUAUUUUUGAGGUACUGGUAUAUUAAUUUGGUAUUUUCAAGGUACUGGUAUAUUAAUUUAGUAUUUUCAAGGUACUGGUAUAUUAGUUUCACUUGAAGUGAGGUUAAGGGGGAAAGAUUUUUGAAAGAAGAUUGGCCUUGAUGUGUUUUCAAAACCAAUCAACUUUUGUGUCAAAGUUGAAUGUACAAGUGCAAUGAUUUUGAAUGUUGGUGCAAAUUUUUUUAUGUGUAUUUGGUAUAAAAUCUACUGUAGUGCUAUCACUGUUGUGUUGGCUUUAUACAAUUACUAGUAAAUAAACAUAUUUAUCUUCAG
This is a messenger RNA of Mytilus californianus (California mussel), 7090 nucleotides long. RefSeq names its product geranylgeranyl transferase type-2 subunit alpha-like. Gene Ontology annotation, molecular function: Rab geranylgeranyltransferase activity; protein binding; zinc ion binding. The transcript is spliced from 13 exons. Lineage: Eukaryota; Metazoa; Mollusca; Bivalvia; Mytilida; Mytilidae. Gene Ontology annotation, biological process: protein geranylgeranylation. Gene Ontology annotation, cellular component: cytoplasm; Rab-protein geranylgeranyltransferase complex. Bases 168 to 1895 code for a protein of 575 amino acids. The record is from RefSeq and is a predicted model, not a curated record.